AUGCCAGAAUACGAAGUUGAUGAGAUUAUUAACCGCAUGAAAAGCCAUAAUAACGUACAGGCUGUACUUAUUAUAAAUCAGGAGGGAGUACCUAUCUAUUCAAGUACGAGCGAUGAGGAGUUUGCCAUGGAUCAUGCGGCACUUUUAUCACAGUUAACUAUGAAGGCCAAGUCUAUGAUUUGCAGUCUAGAUCCGACUGACGACAUGGCGUUCUUACGCAUUCGCUCCAAGAAGCACGACAUUAUGAUUGCACCUGACAAGGAAUACGCACUAAUAGUAAUCCAGAACCUAACUAAUACCGGUAUGAAGCUCGACAACACUAGUAACAAUUAG
This is a messenger RNA of Peronospora belbahrii, 333 nucleotides long. The record is from the annotation of a GenBank genome assembly. Lineage: Eukaryota; Oomycota; Peronosporomycetes; Peronosporales; Peronosporaceae.